Molecule: messenger RNA, 429 nt
Organism: Paramecium octaurelia
Lineage: Eukaryota; Ciliophora; Oligohymenophorea; Peniculida; Parameciidae
Source: the annotation of a GenBank genome assembly
AUGAAAUAGAAUGAUGUUUUUACAAAACGAGAAACUCUACGACCAAUCAAUACAUUGACCUGUUUUGAUUCUGCUCAUUCGAAUUCUCUAUACAUUAUAAAAAUGAAGGAGUUGACAGGAAUCUAUAAAUAAGAAAGUGAAUUGUUGUAGGAUGAUCUUUCUCACAUGAAUCAAUUAAUUAAUUCAUAGAGCCAGGACAUUCAAAAUGAAAUUGAACCUCAAAUCUUUUAACUCAAAUAAAUGCUGUAAAAUCAGGUUGUUGAAUACAAUAAUGAAAUGGAGGAUCAGAUUGUGUAAUUGGAAAACAUCAGAAAUGAUAAUUUAGAUUUAGAAAAAGAAAUAUACAAAUUGCAAUAACGGUUGACUUAAUUGGAUGAUCAUAUUGGAUAAUAAGUGCUAUAAAGAAAGUACGAUAUCAAAUUUUCAUGA